AAGAAAAGUAAUGUAAAAUGUCUUCUUAAAUUGAAAAAAUAAUUUUUUCCCCUAUUAUUUGUUUUCUUUUUAUCUCUUUCUUCACCUGCUUGUCUGAUGCUAUUAAACAUUAAAAUUUAUUGAGGAAUUUCUUCCCAUAUUAAACUUGCAGCCGCUUUGUGCAAAUAUUGCUUUCGGCCGUAUAAUACUAAAGUGGUUGAGAAUUUCCUCGUAAAACAUAUACUUUGAAAAAUUUACAAAUAAUGAGUAUUAUAGCUGAUUAUUCUGUUCCACAUUCAAUUCAGUUUGAUUGCCACAAGCUCUGCCUAUAAUGUUAAUUAGGUAUGGAUGCUUUCAAAAAAGGAUGGUUCACUGAAACAGGUACAUUAAAUGGAGAUCAAGCAAUAUCUAUUGAAGUAAAGAAUAUUUUAUAUCACGAAAAAUCAAAAUAUCAGGAUAUUCUUGUAUUUGAUAGUAACAGGUUUGGAAGGGUUUUAGUUUUGGAUGAUGCCAUCCAGUUAUCAGAAUCUGAUGAAUUCUCCUACCAAGAAAUGAUAACUUUCUUACCUCUGAACUCUCAUCCAAAUCCUAAAAAAGUUUUGAUUAUCGGAGGUGGUGAUGGUGGAGCUGUUAGGGAAGCUGUUAAACAUCCUUUGGUUGAAUCUGUUACCAUGUGUGAAAUUGAUGAAAAAGUGAUUGAAGUAUCCAAGAAAUAUCUACCUUUUAUGGCCAAAGGUUUUGAUAGCCCAAAACUUACUUUAUACAUUGGAGAUGGUGCACAGUUUAUGAGAAACCAUCAACAUGAAUUUGAUAUUAUAAUCACAGAUUCAUCUGAUCCAAAAGGUCCAGCUGUUUGCCUUUUUCAGAAACCUUAUUAUGAAUCAUUAAAAAAAGCUCUUAGACCAGGAGGAAUUAUUUGUUCUCAAGGUGAAUCAUUCUGGUUUGAUAGGAAGCUGUUGUCAGAAAUGAUAAAAAUGUGCAAGACAAUCUUUCCUGUUGUUGAUUAUGGUUCAUCAUAUGUUCCUUCAUAUCCUGGAGGCCAAAUUGGGUAUUUAUGUUGUUCAACUUCUCCAGAUACCAAUUUCAGGCAGCCACUGAACAGAUUUUCAAAGGAGACACUUAAAGAGCUUAAUCUGAAAUAUUAUACUCCUGAUACCCACCAAGCUGCGUUUGCUUUGCCAUUGUCAAUUGCAGAAGAACUAGGAUUAGAAUGGGAGGUUAAGUAAAAAAAAAAAACUUACACUUACAAGUGUAAAUGAAAGAAGGUUGUAUAAUAGAGCUAUGAAAUACUGUAGUGUUGGGCUUAGCCGAAGUAUUGGUAGACGCAAAUUUAUUUUUAGCCAAAAAUAUUAUCUCUAUUUUGCUCUGUGAUUUACAAAUUUGCUUAAAAUAUUUUCAUCUAGAGAACAGGCAUUUUGUCAUCCUGUAUUUUAUAUUUAUUCUUGUACAGAUGAAGAUAUAGUUUUAUAAGUAUCCAUACAAUUAAUGACAUUUUGAAAUUUAUCAGUUCAACUUUUUCUUCCUUUCUUGUAAAAUUAAUAUUUUACUAUGAGAUAUUUUUCAUGAUAAUUUAAAUACAUUUUUUUUUAUGGAAAAUUAUUACCAUUUUCUUACUAGUUAGGUACAUACUUAAUGUUAGAAGUCUGUUAUAAAAUCAAAUAUUUUGUACGCAUUAAUAAAAAUAUACUCUAAAAUUAAGAAAGCAGAUAAAUUUUAUAAUUUAACAAAUUGAUGGUCCUGAAAUUAAAUGGUUGUUUGAAAUAUGUAUGGGGUAAAUGAAGCUCUUUGUGAAUCAUGGCUUUUUUAAUGUAAGUGAUCAAUUAGUUUGAUUAUCGAGUAAAAAAUUUGCGUUCUUGAAUAUUUAAGAAUAAUUUAAUUACUCACAAAUGAAAUUUUUCUUUGAAGUUAAAUUCAUUAGAUAAUUUUACAUUAUUUCCUUUUUUAAGUUUAUAAAAUUGUUUCAGAAAAUUAAACAGAACUGGAUAUGAUGGAAUGUUAAUCCAUCAGUUGUGAAUAUGAAAGUCGGGUAUGAAUCAAAUCAUAAUCAUUACUUACAAAAUAUUUGAUUUUAAAAGAAAUUCACUUGCUUUACUUUAUUGUGAUAAAGAUGGUCCUAUGUAUUUAAACAUAUUUAUAAAAUAAUAUUGUCAAUUGUUCUUAGUAUCUUUAAGAAUAUGCAUAAAUUCGGAUAUUUUUCUAACAUACUUUUACACUGUUAUUAUUUUAUUUUUGAGUCACAAAGAUAUUCUAAUAAAGAUGCCACUUAAUUUAGAUAGAACUUUACAUUUUUGUAUGCAAGAUAUUUUUUCUCCCCUCAUUUUAAUCAAUUGAAACUGAUGUGUUUUAAGACACAAUUUUUUUAUAAAGUCAUCUAGAAAACAGGCUACAUUUUAUAAAAUAACAGUGAUGUUAUAAAAGUGACCUUGAAUUGAAAUUUAUCUGCAUAAAUGUAUAAAGGUUACAAAAUAGCUCAAAUUUAAUCAUACCCUUCAUUUGUUUGGCUCAAUUUAAAUGCUUUUUUCAAUUAUUAAACAUAUGUUUUAUAUUAUUUGUAUAAUUUCAUGUUGAAAAGCCUGGAUUUUUAAAAAAAAUUAAUCUUGUGAUGAAAAUGUCAAUUUUCCUUCUAAUUAUUGAAUAUUUUAUACAUAUAUUUCUUUUGUUGCACAAUUAUUUAAAUUCAGGGUAUAUUUGUUUUCAGCACAUUAUCUAAUGCUGGUAUUUUCAUGUAUUAAAGCUUUUAUUUUUAUUGAUAGUUCCAUAUUUUAUUGCCUUGAAACAAGCAUAAUUUUUUUGGAAUAAUUUCUUGCUGGGAUACUUUUUAUUUUUUAAUAA
This is a messenger RNA of Argiope bruennichi, 2811 nucleotides long. RefSeq names its product spermidine synthase-like. The coding region runs from base 324 to 1205 and encodes 293 amino acids. Gene Ontology annotation, biological process: spermidine biosynthetic process. Gene Ontology annotation, cellular component: cytosol. The record is from RefSeq and is a predicted model, not a curated record. The transcript has 11 exons. Lineage: Eukaryota; Metazoa; Arthropoda; Arachnida; Araneae; Araneidae. Gene Ontology annotation, molecular function: spermidine synthase activity.